Molecule: messenger RNA, 873 nt
Organism: Eruca vesicaria subsp. sativa (arugula)
Lineage: Eukaryota; Viridiplantae; Streptophyta; Magnoliopsida; Brassicales; Brassicaceae
Source: the annotation of a GenBank genome assembly
AUGGAAGGCAAUUCUAGCGGAGGAACAGCAACAGGAGGAGGAGGAGGAGGGAGCGAUGUGGAGUUGGUGAGCAAGACGUUACAAGUGGAGCACAAGCUUUUCUAUUUCGAUCUCAAGGAGAAUCCUCGCGGGAGGUAUCUCAAGAUAUCUGAGAAGACGUCGGCUACGAGGUCAACCAUCAUCGUCCCUUCCUCAGGCAUCUCCUGGUUCCUCGAUCUCUUCAAUUACUACGUCAAUUCCGAGGAACACGAGCUUUUCAGCAAAGAGUUGCAGCUUGAUUCCAAGGUGUUUUACUUCGACAUCGGUGAUAACAGGAGGGGGAGGUUCUUGAAGGUGUCAGAAGCAUCUGUUAGUAGAAACCGAAGCACUAUUAUUGUUCCUGCUGGAAACUCCCCUGACGAAGGAUGGGCAGCUUUCAGGAACAUAUUGGCUGAGAUCCAUGAAGCAUCUGGGCUUUUCGUGAUGCCAAAUCAGAAACCUUCUGAUGGACAGGAACAUCUGGCUGGACUCUCAGAUGAUGUUGGAGCUGGAUUUAUACCUGGCCAUGGUAACCAACCAGCAUCUUCUUCCUCAGAGCUUACUGUGGAUCGAGCAACUGACUUGCCUGGUCAAGAUGAAGCUGGAUUGACCGGUGUUUCUAAGGUAAUCAGAGCUGACCAGAAACGGUUCUUCUUUGAUCUUGGGAACAACAACAGGGGCCAUUUCCUCAGGAUAUCCGAGGUGGCGGGUUCUGACAGGUCGUCGAUCAUUCUACCGUUAUCUGGUCUAAGGCAGUUUCAUGAAGUAAUUGGUCACUUUGUGGAGAUUACCAAAGAUAAGAUUGAUGGGAUGACAGGUGCAAAUGUCAGGACGAUUGAUCCUCCUCAUAGAUGA